Messenger RNA from Teleopsis dalmanni, 711 nucleotides. RefSeq names its product B-cell receptor-associated protein 31-like. Bases 67 to 705 code for a protein of 212 amino acids. Gene Ontology annotation, cellular component: endoplasmic reticulum membrane; endoplasmic reticulum. The transcript is spliced from 2 exons. Lineage: Eukaryota; Metazoa; Arthropoda; Insecta; Diptera; Diopsidae. Gene Ontology annotation, biological process: intracellular protein transport; endoplasmic reticulum to Golgi vesicle-mediated transport. The record is from RefSeq and is a predicted model, not a curated record.
UAAACUUUUAUUUGGAGGACAAAAUUCUUAUUUGGAUUAUUGAAAAAUUCCAAAAAAUUAUAUAAUAUGAGUAUUGCUUGGACUUUAAUCGCUACAUUUCUGUAUAUUGAAAUAGUAGUUGUCUUGCUUUUAGUUCUACCAAUCGCCAGUCCAAGCAGGUGGAACCGCAUCUUUAAUUCUAGAUUUCUAGCAAUAUUAUCGAAACAAUCGCAAAUAUUUUUUUUGGUCUUGAUGGGGAUGAUGUUAGUAUUCUUAUUAGACGCUAUAAGAGAAAUAUAUAAGUACACGAAUCAUGAGGAUGGGCCAGAAAUGCAUAGCACGCAACUAUUUAGAGCUCAAAGAAAUUUUUAUAUUUCUGGAUUUUCAAUUUUCCUUGUACUUAUAAUACGUUGUUUAGUGACUUCAUUUUCCACACAAGCGAAUUUAUUAGCACAGUGUGAAGCUUUAUUAAUAGAAAAAAGGAAGACUGAAAAAUCCAACGAAUCAAUUCAAACCAGUACUCUUGGUGAGAGCAACGACCUACAGGAAUAUGUGGAAGAGCUCACAUCAGCUUUAAAACGUGUGGAGAAAGACAAGGAAUCUUUAAGAUCGCAACUUAAGAUCUUAAGCAAGGAAUAUGACCGCAUAGCGAAGAAAUUCAAUAAAAUGUUCAAUAAGCAAAAAAAACUAUCAGUUUCCGAUAGUACCAUUAGUGAAAGUGACUAGACUGAC